AUGAGUGUACACGGAGAAGAGACUACUCAUCAGGAUGAUGAAGUCAUACAGGCGGUCCGCCGGGAGGACCUCGCGGAACGCGAAGUCGACCCCAGAGUGUCGUGGGUGUAUCGGCUGAAUAAGGAGGAAGCGGUCGGCUACCUAGAGAGUCUCGGCCUGACGGCAGCGGGGACUUUGAAGGAGCUGAGGAGGAGGAUGGUCGAGCACCUUCGAUCCCGGACCGCUGCUGCCUCUCAACCAGGUACAGAGGCGGCACUGUCCCACUCUUCAGGCACGUAUAGUCAGGGAGAAGUCUGCGACAAGACUCCCAGCAAAACUAAUCGAAAAUCAGGACCCCGAUCAUCGAAAAAAGGUUUCAAGGAGGAUCAAAAGGAAGCAGAAGAAGAAAAAGAAGAGAGAGAAGAAGACGACUCUGAAGAUGAACCACCAUCCAAGAAACCGUCCAUAUCUAAAACACCUGAAACAUUGAAAAAUGGCAAAGGGAAGAAAAGAGCUGCCGAGAAAGAAAGUGACGAAGACGAACAGAGUGAGGAGGAAGUGGAGGUACCCAGCAAAACUAACCGAAAACCAGGCCCUCGAUCAUCGAAAAAAGGUGAUGACAAGGAAGAAAAAGAAGAGGAAAACAGCUCUGAAGAUGAACCGCUAACCAAGGCACCCAGCAAAACUAAACGAAGAUCGGGGCCCCGAUCAUCGAAAAAAAGUGACAGUGAGGAUGAAAAAGAUGAGGAGGAAGAAGAGAAGAAAGAGGAAAACAGCUCUGAUGAUGAACCGAUAACCAAGAAAAAACCAUCCAUGUCCAAAACACCUAAAACAUCGAAAAAUGGUACAGGAAGAGGGAAAAAAGCUGCUGAGCAAGAAAGCGACGAAGAUUGUGACAGUGAGGAUAAAGACGAGGCACCCAGCAAAACUAAACGAAGGUCGGGGCCCCGAUCAUCGAAAAAAAGUGACAGUGAGGAAGAGAAAGAUGAGGAGGAGGAAGAGGAAAACAGCUCUGAUGAUGAACCGAUAACCAAGAAAAAUUCCAAGUCCAAAUCACCGAAAAAAUCUAAAAAUGACAAAGGAAAGGGGAAAGGAGCUGUCAAGAAAGAUAGUGACGAAGAUGAGGAGGAAGUAGAGGUAAAUCUUGUUCUUUUUAUAUUGAGUAGUGAUCAUUCUAGAUAGUUUAGAUCAGUGGUCGCCAAACUUAUGAGCCUGUGAGCUAGAAUAGCAUUUAUAAAAUCUUCUAGUGAGC
This is a messenger RNA of Nilaparvata lugens (brown planthopper), 1231 nucleotides long. Its product is annotated as ABC transporter F family member 4-like. The record is from RefSeq and is a predicted model, not a curated record. The transcript is spliced from 8 exons. Bases 1 to 1161 code for a protein of 386 amino acids. NCBI's taxonomy places the organism in Eukaryota, Metazoa, Arthropoda, Insecta, Hemiptera, Delphacidae.